AUGAAGACGUGCAUGCUACUCGCAUCAGCGGCGGCUCUCGCCUUGUGUCGGAGGCAGAGCCUCAAAUCGCAAGUCCCAACAUUCGAUUUAUGUGCGGCCAGCCCUUUGUUCCCGGACUAUCAGCUGGCUUGCGGGAAACUUCCAAUCUGGUCUUCCCAAGCACCCAAUCUCGACGAGGCUGCUACUAACCGGACCACUGAGCAGCCUAAGAAGGACAUCUGGCGUUCGGACGAAGGGUGGAUUGGGCCUCACACUUGCGCCGGAGCUUACUGCGCGUAUUCGCGGCCAUCAUUUGCCAAUGGCCGUGGAAUUGUAUUGGUGAGCACGGCUUACAACGCCGAAGAGGCCUCGCACAUCUCUGCAUUCACCACGUCGGCAAAUGAUGUCAAGGACAAAGGUGACAGCGCCUUAUUCCGCGUCGUUGAGAUGCCUGGCAAGGGGUUGGGACUCAUCGCGGCGAAGAAGAUUAAAAGAGGCCAAUCCAUCAUGACACUUCCCCCGGCGAUUGUCAUUCACCGACGAUUCAUCGAUGAUGUGGACCUGGAGAACCAGUAUAGACUACUCGACAUUGCCGUCAACAAUCUACCGAAAGCCACACGCGAAGUGUUUUUGUCCCAGAUGGGACAGUCUGGUGGCCACAAGGUCCACGAUAUCAUUCACACCAACUCGUUUGAGAUGCGCUUGGCCAUCAAAGAUGGCCAUCAUUUCGGAAACUACCCAGAGGUUUCUCGCUUUAAUCAUGACUGCAGGCCUAAUGUUGCCUUCUAUAUCGACUCUGAUUUGCGGCAUCACACUCAAGCUGUCAGAAACAUCGAGCCCGGCGAGGAGCUUACCAUCUCCUACGUCGACUCACUUAGUUCAAGACAAGUCCGGCAGGACCGUGCCAAGCGCAACUGGGGCUUUGGUUGCACUUGUAAGCAGUGUAGUCUCCCACCUGCAUUGGUUAAGGAUUCAGACGACCGGCUGUGGAAGAUGUGGCAGAUGGAGCAGGAAUUGAGUGACUGGAACUCGAUUACCUUUGACGAAGACACGAUUGAGGCUCUCAUAAAGCUCUAUCGCGAGGAAAAUCUGGAUAAGUCUCAUGGCUACGGGGCAUACAGGCUGGCCGCUUUGAACUACAACUCAAUACAGAAUGAAAAGAAGGCACUUGAGUAUACGAAGAAAGCUGUGGAGCAGCUCGUAUUGGAGCAGGGCCCCAAGGCAAAGGACCUUGCCGACAUCCUGGCUCUGCUGCAAGAGCCAAAGGCCCACUGGAGUUGGGGCAAGAGAAUGUGA
Molecule: messenger RNA, 1275 nt
Organism: Colletotrichum truncatum
Lineage: Eukaryota; Fungi; Ascomycota; Sordariomycetes; Glomerellales; Glomerellaceae
Molecular function (GO): protein binding
Source: RefSeq, a predicted model, not a curated record